AGUUACAUGGUACAAUAGUACUGUCUCUACAUAGAUGGAAAAAGAAGAGGAGAAGAGAGGGGAAUUCGUUUUUGAAUAUGACGCAGAAGAGGAAAACGGAAAUUUUGAUCAGCACUAAAUUCUGAAAUCCUCUGUAAAUUGGAUAUGUGCAUUUCUUACAUUUCUUGCAUACAUACAAGCUAUACCAUUUUGAAUUUCUGAUUCAAUCACAUGAAAUGUUUUGGCUAUUUUCCUCUGAUACUCAAUUCUUCACCUUAUUCUAUCUCUUCAAAGUCCCAACCUUUUUUAAAAUCUUUGCAACUCCUCCUUUCUACAUUACCCAGAUGGAACACAAGCACUGAUAACCUCAAUAUCACAAACCCAAUUCUCCUUUCAAUGGAAAAUUGCACCUCCAUGUCACAACUCAAGCAAAUUCAAGCUCAAAUGAUUCGCAAAGGCCUCAUCUUUCAUGUCUUUCCUGUUAGUAGAAUCAUUGCCUUUUGUGCUCUCUCGGAUCAUGGUGAUAUGAAUUAUGCUCGUUUAGUUUUUGAUCAUAUUCCAAAUCCAAAUGUUUACACUUGGAAUACUAUGAUCAGGGGCUAUUCCAAUGCUAAAAAUCCUUUAAUGGGUCUUUCAAUUUUCCGCAAAAUGGUGAAAGAAGGGGUUGAAAUGGAUGGGAGAAGCUUUGUUUUUACACUAAAGGUUUUUGGCCAAGUUUCGGGUUUUCGAGAGGGUAGGGCGGUUCAUUGUAGUAUACUUAAGGUGGGUUUUGAAGCAAGUGUGUUGGUGCAAAAUGGGUUGCUUCAUUAUUAUGCAGAUGGUGGGUUUUUGGUUUGUGCACGCCAAGUGUUUGAUGAAUGUGCUAUAAGAGAUGUUGUGACUUGGACCGCGAUGAUUGAUGGUUAUGUACAGAGAGAUGAUCCUGAUGACGCUUUGAGGCUUUUUGAUGUGAUGUUGUGUAGUGAGAUAGUGCCUAAUGAGGUUACUAUGAUUGCAUUGUUAUCGGCGUGUGCUCUUAAGGGGGAUUUGAACUUGGGAAGGAGAAUACACCGUUGUAUAGAGAAGUUUAAUGUAACUUAUACUUCAAAUUUGAUGAAUGCCAUGUUGGAUAUGUAUGUCAAAUGUGGUUGUUUGAUGAGUGCAAGAAGAAUUUUCGAAGAUAUGAAGUAUAGAGAUGUAUUCUCAUGGACUAGUAUGGUUAAUGGUUAUGCGAAGCAUGGCGAACUAGAAAUGGCAAGGAAGUAUUUUGAUGAGAUGCCUACGAAAAAUGUGGUGUCUUGGAAUGCAAUGAUUGCUGGGUAUUCUCAGAAUAGUCAGCCACAAAAUGCCUUAAACUUGUUUCAAGAUAUGUUGAAGGGAGGUGUGAUUCCCAUUGAGGCUACGUUGGUGCCUGUACUUUCUGCUUGUGCACAAUCAGGCUGUCUAGAUAUGGGGCAACGGAUCUUUCACCACUAUGUCCACCAGAAGCGAGUUGAACUUGGUGAAUCUUUAGGAAACGCUUUCAUUGAUGUGUAUGGCAAGUGUGGCAGAAUUGAUAUGGCUGAGAAACUCUUUAAUGAGAUGCCAAAGAGAGACUUGGUGUCAUGGAACUCCAUGAUUGUUGGGUAUGCAGAUCAUGGGAACGCAAACAAGGCUUUAAUCCUCUUUGAGAGAAUGAUAGAUCAGGGCUUUAAGCCUGAUCAUAUUACCUUUGUAGGUAUCCUAUCAGCUUGUGGUCAUGCUGGGUUAGUUGCCAAAGGGCGGGAGCACUUUGCUGGCAUGCAACAGAAUUUCGGAUUGGAGCCUAAAGCCGAACAUUAUGUUUGCAUGAUUGAUUUACUUGGCCGUGUUGGAUUGAUAGAAGAAGCCUACGACAUGAUACAGAAAAUGCCUAUGGAACCGGAUGAAGCUGCAUGGGGUGCUUUGCUUAAUGCAUGUAGGAUGCACGGAAAUGCUGAUAUUGGCAAAUUUGCUGCUUAUAAGUUGAUUGAUCUUAACCCAGAGGAUAGUGGUGCGUAUGUACUUCUAGCAAAUCUGUGUGCUAAGGAGAGAAGAUGGGGGGAGGUAAGGAUUGUUAGAAGUAUGAUGAGAGAAAAAGGUAUUAGGAAGACUCGAGGACAUAGUUUCAUAGAGGUGGAGGGUGACUUCCAUGAAUUUUCUGCUGGAGAUGAUGCUCAUCCUCGCUCCAAGGAUAUAUACAAGAUAUUGGAGGAUAUAUAUGUCACAGAAAAUCUGGAAGAAGAUGUAUUGUUCAGAGUAAGAUGAUACAUGAUGGUUGAGUUUUUUCACAUGAUGUUUAGUCUGGUUCAAUCUUUCUGAUGCCUCUUUCAGGAAGGUUGAAGUAGAGCUUCGCCUUGCAAGAGGCGAUGAAAUGGAUUUCGGAUGUUAUUCAAAAUCAAGAAACAUACUAGUGAAUAUAAACAAAAGGCGGCAUCCAUGCAAAGUAAGACAAGUAAAAGGAAGUUGAAGCCAAUAACAAAUGAACAAUCUUUAUAACUGAAUUUGUUUGCUUAAAUUGAACAUGUGCAGUAGCUAUGACAUAUGAUUUCUGUCUCCUCCAAUAUAUGAUUCUAAGAGUUCAUUUUUUGUCCACUAAUUUGUAUAAGUAAAAGUUAUAUAUUCUUAGAAUAUUGAACGUUAUACGUAAUUACUUAUAAAGUGAUGUUCAUUUUACUCUAUCACAUGUUCC
Molecule: messenger RNA, 2647 nt
Organism: Beta vulgaris subsp. vulgaris (sugar beet)
Lineage: Eukaryota; Viridiplantae; Streptophyta; Magnoliopsida; Caryophyllales; Amaranthaceae
Product: pentatricopeptide repeat-containing protein At2g22410, mitochondrial
Exons: 1
Coding region: 211-2223 (670 amino acids)
Biological process (GO): RNA modification
Molecular function (GO): RNA binding; protein binding
Source: RefSeq, a predicted model, not a curated record